ACAUUUAGAAGUUGAUUGUAUUUGUAAUUGCAUGUUUUUAGUCCUCGGGACAUUACACAUUUGUUUCCCAUAGUUAAAAAGUAAAGCAUCGGUGGUUGUACCGACAUCUAGCGGUCAAAGUUGGAACUGCAUCGAAAAAUCACCUCCGAUCUUUAAGGUCGCUUGGAAAGUAGAGCGUCAGUCCGCUCGGACAAUGACACUCAAAUGUAGGAGCCUCUUAUUUUUCUUGAGAAAUACUAUAUAAAAUAAUGGCCAAAACAUUGAAACAAUCGCCUAAAAAAAUAGUUUCGUCAUUUGAUGACAGUCCCAUCUCCCGCGCUACUUAAGCGUCCGUUGCGCGUCCAAAGUGCGAAAGUUCCUACGCUUCGUGAAGGCAUCACGCGCCUCUCGUCACCGGGCUUGACAAAGUGGCGCUCAGUUGGUCCGAAGCAAGUCUGACAUCUCAACUCCGCAGGGGAUUACACUUGAUUGACGUCUGCCAGAAAAACAACCCGACUUGUUUCCAUGGGGACGUUUGGCGUUGGGAGUGGAUUGUUGCUGAUUGUUUUGCAGCUUCAGAGCAGCUUUAUCCAGCCAGCAUCGACUUUUGACUUGAGCGGCCGUGACGCACGGUCCCAAUCCACCGCGGAAAAAAACGCUCAUGGGCUCCCCGAGAAGAGGACCAGGGGGAGGAAGUGGACUUCCAGGCCCAGGUCCGAGAGCCCGGGCUGGACUGCGGACCCCAGAGGCCUCUACAGGGACCAGCACAGGCCUGAGGACUUGGACCCGGACCUGCUGCUGGAGGAAGGCCACGACAACUCCACGCAGAUUGUGAACAUGGACCAUGCAUAUUACACGUCCACUAUUUUCGGCCCGGGAGACGUCGGCGGCCCAGACGUGUGGGUCAACACCGAGGAGAAGGACGGGGACAUGUGGAAAGCUCACGGCUUCCUGUCCAGCACGCACCGCCAAGCCGAGAGAGUCAACCUUUCCUUUGACUUUCCUUUCUACGGCCACGCGCUGAAGGAAGUCACCGUGGCAACUGGAGGCUUUAUCUACACGGGCGAUAUAAUCCACCGCAUGCUGACCGCCACGCAGUACAUUGCCCCGCUCAUGGCCAACUUUGACCCCAGUCUGUCCAAGGACUCCUCUGUCUUUUACUUUGACAACGGCACGGCCCUGGUGGUGCAGUGGACCGGCCUCCACCUGCAGGACAAUGUCCAAUCAGGCACGUUCACCUUCCAAGCUGCUCUGCACAGCGACGGACGCAUUGUGUUUACCUACAAAGAGGUCACCUACCCUCACCUUCUAUACUUUGAGAAUAUUUUUAUUUAUUUUUAUUUUUUUUUCCUGUUCCAGAUUCCUGUUGACAUCAGCGACAUCAGCCGUGAGAAUCAUCCCGUCAAAGUCGGCCUGUCGGACGCGUUUGUGGUGCUUCAUAACAUAGAGCAGAUUCCCAACGUUCGACGAAGGACCAUCUAUGAGUACCACAAAGUGGACUUUUUAAAGUCCAAAAUCUGCAAUGGUACCACUGUAGAGAUGAUACCUCUCCCAACCUGUCUGCAGUUCUCCGGCUGCGCCCCGUGUGUCACGUCUCAGAUCGGCUUCAACUGCACCUGGUGCUCCCGCCUGCAGAGAUGUUCCAGCGGCUUUGACCGAAACCGGCAAAGCUGGGUAGACUCCGGCUGCCAGGAGGAGAGACGAGACCCGCGUUGUCUACGGGGACGCCACGUCACGGACGCAACGCAGACGCGGCGCCACUUCACGGAGGCGACCACUCCGGCUGCUGCCACGUCAGGCCAGCAGAGGACCUCCAGUGUGACCUCCAUGCCUGCAGGCAACACUUCCACCGCCCAGAACCAGCCGACCAGAUUCAGCAGCGACAAGAAUGCCACGUCCACUCCUUGGUCCUUCACCAGCCAGCCUACAGCCGACGGCGAGAACGACACGGGCCAGAGAGAGAAGGUGGGCUUGCUGGCGGGUAUCGUCAUAGUGACGGCGGUAAUGGCGGCGGUGGUCCUUGUGUCCGUCUACAUGUACCACCAUCCCACGUCCAGUGUCAGCCUCUUCUUCCUGGAGCGUCGCCCGGCCAGUUGGCCCACUAUGAAGUUCCGGCGGGGCUCCGGUCACCCGUCCUACGCCGAGGUAGAAAACCUGGGCCGGCGGGACAAAGACAGUGCGGCGGUCAUCGACCCCAAACAAUCCUUCGUCAUGACGAUCAGGCGAGAGAGCGACCAGAAGGAAGGAUUUAUCGUCCCGGACCCCAGGGAGCGUUUCCUCAGCCGGGAGAGCUCCUGACCAAGACUACACCUCCCAGAAUGCUUCGGGACAUUUUCUCUCGUUACGCCGUGCAGAGAGGAAGACGUGGAUGCCUCUAUGAGGAAAUCAGCACAUUAUUUUCACGCCCCUUCAUUGCUUUAAGAAGGUGUCCGUCGAGACCAUACUUGCCAACCCUCCCGCUUUUUCUGGGACACUCCCGAAUUUUAGUGCCUCUUCCGAAAAUCUUAUGGGACAACCAUUCUCACGAAUUUCUCCCGUUUUCAGUAAGGACAGACUGUCGUCACGUCCGCUUUCCCUCCAGUCACGUUAUAACAUCCACGGCUUUUGGAGCUCAGUGCACAACUGCACACACAACAAGUUGCUUCAAAACUACGGCAAGUAGUAAUGUCCAAAAAAACAUAACAGAGACGAAGCAGAAGAAUGAAGAAGAGACAGUCAUGGUCGACGACGAGUAAGAAGAAGAAGUACGCUUGAAAGUUCCAAAAUGGUUGGAAACAAGAAUUUCAGUUCAUCCAGGACAGCUCGAAGGGGGAAAGGGGUACGCUAGGGAGAGAUGGAAGAUUCCAGACUCUGGUAGAUUUGAUGAAGGCACUUUAGUGCGUAACACACAGCAAUACAUGGUUAGAAAGAUAGUGACAGAGAAUAGAACAAGGAUGGAUAAUUCAACCCUAAACUCACUCCUUUCCUGCAAAUUAAAUGUCACAGAUGCUGCCCAUAACUAUGCUCCUUCAAAGGCAAAGCUUUGUACUUGUGUGUGUGUAUGUAUGUAUAUAUAUAUAUAUAUAUAUAUAUA
This is a messenger RNA of Nerophis ophidion (straightnose pipefish), 3052 nucleotides long. Its product is annotated as plexin domain-containing protein 2-like. Lineage: Eukaryota; Metazoa; Chordata; Actinopteri; Syngnathiformes; Syngnathidae. The record is from RefSeq and is a predicted model, not a curated record. The transcript has 12 exons. Bases 505 to 2277 code for a protein of 590 amino acids.